GCCAGGCCCAGUACACAGAGAGACAGAUAAGGAUGGAGUUUGAGAAACUUCAGCAGUUCCUAAAAGAUGAAGAGGCAGCCAGGAUCACUGCACUGAGGGAGGAAGAGGAGCAGAAGAGUCAGAUGAUGAAAGAGAAGAUUGAGAAGAUGACAGAAGAGAUAUCAUCCCUUUCAGAACAGAUCAGAGCCAUAAAACAGGAGCUGGGAGCUGAAGAUGUCUCAUUCCUGCAGAAGUACAAGGACACACAAAACAGAGCCCAGUGCACCCUGGGGGAUCCAGAGAAGGCUUCAGGAGCGCUGAUUGAUGUGGCCAAGCACCUGGGCAAUCUGAAGUACAGAGUGUGGGAGAAGAUGCUGGGGACUGUUCAAUACACUCCUGUGACUCUGGACCCGAACACAGCACAUCCUGAACUCUCACUGUCUGAGGAUCUGACCAGUGUGAGCCGCAGUUUUGAGAGACAGCAGGUUCCUGAUAAUCCAGAGAGAUUUAAUGAGCAGUGUUGGGUGCUGGGCUCUGAGGGAUUCAGCUCAGGGAGACACUGCUGGGAUGUAGAAGUGGGGGGUGAGGGCUGGUGGGUGGGUGUGGUUAAAGAGUCCAUCAGCAGGAAAAGGGGUGUGUAUCUGAGCCCAGCAGGAGGAGUGUGGGGUAUAGGGCUUUUCAGGGGGAAAAAUAUAGCCAUGACCUCCCCAUCUAAAGCCCUCAACGUGCAGAGGAAACUCCAGAGGGUCAGAGUGCAGCUGGACUGGGACAGGGGGGAGGUGUCAUUCUCUGACCCCAGUGACAACACUCCUCUCUACACUUUUAAACACUCCUUCACUGAGAGACUGUUUCCAUUCUUUACUACUCUGGGGACUGUGCAGAUCUGUCCACUGAAGGUGUCUGUAAGUGUAAAAUAGCACUGUGGCAUUGUUGGUAAACAUCAGCUGAAAUCAAAGGGCUGUAUUUAUUCAACAAAUGUCAUGAACAAAAACAUGUCAUUCACAAAAUAUUGUCUAUUAUUUUUUACAUUACAGUACCUUACAAGGCAUUUAGCAGAUGCUCUUAUCCAGAGCGACAUAUAAUGAAGUGCAGAUUGAACACAGGAACUAGUGUGAAGAGGACCUGAGAGGACAGUACGGUUCCGAGUCCUAGAGUGACCAUAUAGAUACAAUCGGAACCCUUGAAGAGUACAACAACUUACCAAUUAGCCUACCACAGUUGGCAGCUAGAAUACCCCCAGUACACAAUACAAUAGCUAAUACAAUACAACACAAAGAUGUCCAUAUAUAACUAUAUAAGUGCCAUUAUAGUCUAUGGCAUAUACAAGGCUAAUCAUGGUGGUGAGUUGGGGAUGGAAAAGUGUAGCCUGAAGAGAUGAGUUUUCAGUCUGCGUUUGAAGGAGGUCAGAGACUCUGCUGUUCUGACAUCCACAGGGACGUUAUUCCACCACCGUGGGACCAGGACAGACAGCAGUCGUGAGAGGGAAGUGCAGGUGUGGCAAGGGGGAGGCGCCAGGCAGCCCGAAGUGGCGGAACAGAGGGGUCUGGUGUAAAUGUCUUGAUAAGUGAUUGAAUAUAUACUGGGGCUGAUCCCUUAACUGCCUGGUACGUAAGCACCAAAGUUUUUGGUUUUUGAUGCGAGCCAUAACAGGCAGCCAGUGGAGGUUGCUGAGCAGGGGGGUGAC
This is a messenger RNA of Conger conger (European conger), 1663 nucleotides long. RefSeq names its product zinc-binding protein A33-like. Lineage: Eukaryota; Metazoa; Chordata; Actinopteri; Anguilliformes; Congridae. Gene Ontology annotation, molecular function: protein binding. The record is from RefSeq and is a predicted model, not a curated record. The coding region runs from base 33 to 896 and encodes 287 amino acids. The transcript is spliced from 4 exons.